AUGCAAGUACUUCCGGGAUUGGUACGCAAGCCUUCCUUGUUUUUGAUCAAAGAAAAUGCCCUUUUUUCGAUGCUAAUUCCUCUUUCUUCUCAGCUCUGCAUUUCAUUGCGCAUCUCUGCGCGCUCUGCGCAUUCCCUGCGGUCCUCCUCAGUCUUCUCGCAAUGGAGAACUCUUUCCACCAUUCCCACCACCAGCCUUCUUCGUUACACAACGCAUUAUAGAACGCCGCGUAUUCUCGGUGUAUCUCAUUCCAUUCGCCAUCUAGCUCUUGGAUCUAUAUUCUCUCGCUCAACAUCACCCUCACCAUCUCCAACGGUCGUCGCACAUAUCACUCGUUUGGAAGCUGAAGCCAAUGUUUAUCCUCAAGAUGUGUCAAAACAACUUGCUCUCUUCGAAGCUCUGCGGGACACGGAUAUGAAAAGCUCGUAUGAAGUCAUCGCAAGUAGAUGGGAAAGGAUGUGUGAAUUUGAUCCGACUUCACCCUUACUUCAAUCUGCUGAAGCUUUUCAGAUUUAUCUGACAAGUCUCAUAAACACAAGUCAACAAGCCUCUGUUAGCGCUGCCGUUCGUCGUCGGGACAGCCUGCUAGCCUCAUCAGGAAAGUCGGAAUCCACGUUCCAGGGGACUAACGCGUCCAUCCCUGCCCGGGAUACCUCUGAAGAGGAGAAAAAUAGCGUUCCCGAGCAAAGGCGCCAACCAGCUAUCACCCAAAGUCAGGAAAUUGCUCAAGCAGUACUUGCCGGCAAAUCGACUUCGCGUGUUCGAUCUACUAGUUCUAAUCCAUUUGCCAAUCCUUUCCUGCUCAACCCUUCCACAGAGUCGAGUGAGCCGCGACCAAUACCAGUAGCUAUAGUUGAAAGAAAAAAUGCAUGGGUUCCCCGAUUAGUACGAUUCUUGGCCUUGCUUCUCGUCUCUUCAUUCUUCUUCCUCGUUAUCUUGUCCGCCCUUUUUGAGAAUAGCGGUCUCAUGAAGAAUGGCCCACGUCAAUCACAAUUCGAGCCUUCGGAAGGCAAGACAGUCAAAUUCAGCGAUGUUCAUGGGGUGGAUGAAGUCAAAGAUGAAUUGCAAGACAUCGUGGUGUUUCUCAAGGAUCCCAGUUCGUUCGCUACUCUGGGUGGCAAAUUACCGAAAGGCGUCUUGUUGACCGGGCCCCCAGGAACGGGUAAAACAAUGCUUGCACGUGCUGUCGCCGGAGAAGCUGGUGUACCAUUCUUUUUUGCCUCUGGUUCGGAAUUCGAAGAGAUGUUUGUGGGUGUGGGAGCUAAACGCGUUCGGGAGUUAUUUUCGGCGGCACGGAAGAAACAGCCAGCAAUCAUCUUCAUUGACGAGCUCGAUGCAGUCGGAGGCAGAAGGAGUAGCCGCGACCAACAGUACAUGAAGCAAACGUUGAAUCAACUCUUGGUUGAAAUGGACGGUUUUCAACAGACUGAAGGUGUCAUCGUCAUGGCUGCCACUAACUUCCCUGAAAGUCUCGACCCUGCGCUUGUUCGACCUGGGCGAUUUGAUCGUCACAUCGCUGUCCCACUACCUGACAUUCGCGGACGUAUGCAGAUCCUCCAACACCAUAUGAAAAAUGUGACGACGAGCCAAGAUGUUGACGCUAAGGUCCUUGCCCGAGGGACGUCAGGCUUUUCCGGAGCCGACCUUCAGAACAUGGUCAACCAGGCAGCUGUUCAUGCUGCUAAAGAGAAUGCCACGGAAGUGGGUCUCAGUCAUUUUGAAUGGGCCAGGGAUCGCAUUCUCAUGGGCGCAGAGAGAAAGAGCGCUGCUAUUGACGACAAAGCAAAAUUAGCAACUGCUUAUCAUGAGGGUGGGCAUGCUCUUGUCGCACUCUAUACCGAUGGAGCGAUGCCAUUACACAAGGUUACUUGUAUUCCGCGAGGUCAUGCGCUUGGAUAUACAGCCUUCCUUCCUGAAAACGACCGGUUCUCUGUCAGCCUUAAAGAAUAUCUUGCUUCCAUAGACGUCAGCAUGGGUGGCCGAGUGGCCGAAGAACUAAUAUACGGACCAGAUGCAGUGACGAGCGGCGCGAGCUCCGAUAUCAUGAGCGCGACCAGGACCGCUCGGAACAUGGUCAAGCGUUGGGGUUUUUCAAAACUGGGUCCGGUCAAUUAUGAUAAUGAUAUAGACAUCAGCGUUCGUCGAAAGGACGAGAUUGAGGACGAGGUUACGAAAAUCAUCAAAGACGGCGAACGCAGAGCAACUACGCUUCUGAAAUCCAAAAUUGAUGAGCUACACCGUCUCGCACAAGCAUUGGUGGAGCACGAGACGUUGGACAAGGAUGAAGUCAGUAAGGUCGUCAAAGGGGAAUCGAUACGGGGUAUAGUUGAAGUACUUGAGGAAGUCUCAGCAGAAACCGCCACUCCAUCAGAAUCGUUCCGACCCCAGAACUAACACCACUGCGCAACCCUGAAAUUUAAAGUAGAGGUUAUUGUCGUCCAAGACAUAUACACAUUACAUAUGUUUUCUAUGGUGUUUGGAUUUCCUCAUGGCUCAUGGUCUAACCGGCGCCGUCAGGACUUCGGGAAUUUGUUUGUUAGGUGUAGCAAUAAUCAUAUCCUCUAACGUCAAGCUAAUAUUCCACACACUCUCGAACAUCUUUUGUUCAAUGCAUUCUUUCUACAGUGCAGUUCGGGAUUACAAGCGAUCGGCAGACUUGAAUCACUUGCACUUGAUUAUACCCAAGUAGACUAUGAUAUCGUCUGAAUCGUACAGUUGACCUCGGCGCCACAAUACGAGCAAUCAUCAUCAUCCACAUGAGGGAUCACCGCACUCCAACUCGCAGGUGAGAUUCAACAGGCUUCUUGGAACUAUUUUAGGGUCAAGGGGAAUGCCCUAUCAGUGAAGUGCGCUCACAACUGUAAACUGCAAUGCUGUAAUGAAUUUAAAAGAGAUCCCAGCAAUAUUUGCUAAGCAAUGUUCCUUUUCGUCAACAGACAGCUCGAGUAUACACGCGGCCCACGACCUGAUGGAAGGAAAGAAUGAUGUGUCCCGUUAAGGUCUAGCAUCAAAGGGUGAAAUGACCGGGUCCUGCAUGUACCGUUGACUGGAAGAUCGCUCGCGUAGCGAAAGGCGCCUGAGUGCUGAAUGGCCAGGAGACGGGGAUUGUGCAGUCUACAUGUCAAUGUUGUUACCGAGAAGCAAGGGCGAGGAUGAGGAGAGUCUUUGACACGUCAUUCAUAUACGAACUUCACAGGGUGUGGUUGGUGAAGUCGUAGCUCGUAAAGUUCCCACGAAGUCCUCCUCCGAACUUUCUAUUGCCCAUGCCGUGACUGAGCUCCCCUUUAUCGUCACCGAAAUUCCAGACUUUUUGUGCGGUAUGAUACUUGAAGUAUUUACGGCCAGCAUGCAAGUAAGGCGUCGGGCCGUCCUCUGUUUUCGCCGUUAAAAGGACUCUGUCUACCUCAACUGUAUGGACAUACCCUCUUCCUGUCUGCGCUUGUUCACCAACCUUGGAACAUCUGGAGGGUCGGCAGCAUACCAGUGAUCAAACAACAAACAAGUUGUAGUUCAUCCCCUACCUCCGCCGACGAGUGCAACUUCCAACCCCGCUAUUCCAAUGUGUCAUCGCCAACUCAGAUUCUUCCGGUCAACAGGCUGUGGCCACCUAACCUUCACGGGCGAGACCAAUAUUGACUGUCGUUCCCGACGUUGCUAUUUGAGCUCCUUACAUCCUCCCACGUGCAGCAACCCUGCACGCCCUUGUAAUUGUCGGCGCUACUAUGGACAACCACAGCGCAUCGUAACGGAGGAAGUCCCUGGAAAAUGCGCGCAAUGCCCAAGAUAGUACAAUACAUUAACAGAUAAUCUAUAUAACGCUGGUACCUUUACUCGUCAUGUAAUCUCACUCCUGCAUAUCAAGUUCUGCCAACAUAUGGUCGCUGAUACCCCCAUCUCCAUAUU
Molecule: messenger RNA, 3903 nt
Organism: Marasmius oreades (fairy-ring Marasmius)
Lineage: Eukaryota; Fungi; Basidiomycota; Agaricomycetes; Agaricales; Marasmiaceae
Exons: 22
Coding region: 1-2394 (797 amino acids)
Biological process (GO): protein quality control for misfolded or incompletely synthesized proteins; mitochondrion organization
Cellular component (GO): mitochondrial inner membrane
Molecular function (GO): ATP-dependent peptidase activity; ATP hydrolysis activity; ATP binding
Source: RefSeq, a predicted model, not a curated record